Molecule: messenger RNA, 3472 nt
Organism: Monascus purpureus
Lineage: Eukaryota; Fungi; Ascomycota; Eurotiomycetes; Eurotiales; Aspergillaceae
Source: the annotation of a GenBank genome assembly
CCCUCUCCCGUCUCUUCUCCCAUAGCCAUCUUCUCUCUGGCUGUUGAUGCUGCGGCGGUUGUUCCGUCAGUAAUCAUCAUCAUCAUCAUCAUAAUAAUAAUAACGGCAAUAAUAUCAUCAUUAAUUCUCUCCUGUCCCAGUAACCGGGCGUCCCUCCAGGCCCAGAACACCUGACUUGCCUUGUCCCGCCCGAGGCCGGGAACAAAGCUCCCCCCCUCCUCAACUUCUUCGCUUCAGGCAGCGACUGCCAGCAACUCUUCAGCCCGCUUGACUCUGGGGCAGUCAUCAUCUCCAGGAAACUCACACAACUCGUCCUGGCUACUCUCAUCUCUUCGUGAAUGAGAGUGGGCCGUCGAGGACAGUCGUCGUCAGCUUCCCUCUGCAACGACCUUCUAGUUAACGCUUCUAUCUAGCGCUGCACCUGCUCCACCGCUUCAAUAUCCAACCCUCCCUCCCCUAAGUGCUUCCGUCGAAGAGUGGUUAUCUCGUUCCAGACUCACCGACAUGUCGUCUAGUCACCAUGCUGAGUGUUCAUCCGCCAGGUCGUUGAGUGAAAGCUGGGCCAGUAUGAGUGUCUCUGACGCCCAUUCGGAAGAUGGUGCUCCCUCAGAGCAAACGGACAUCGGAUCCUUGAUCGAUCCAGCUGGUCCCGAUGAUGUGACUAGCCUCGACGGUAGAUUCAGUAACAGCGAGGUCGAUGGAAAUGAUGAUGGCAAUGGGGAUGAUUAUGAUAACGACAGCGAUUCAGAAAGCGGCAUCUCGGACUCUCAGCACAUUACUGGCCUCUUUCCUCGCGUGGAAGAUGCUAUAGAUGAUAGCAGUCUUACCACGAGGGCUGCCUUCCAUCGAUCGACUGAUUCCAUCGAAUUCACCGAACCGAAAAUCUGGCCAGAAGUCGAACGAGUGCAGCUGAAGCAUAUCAUCAGAACCCUUGAAGGCAUGGAGGCUGAUCAGCUGAAAUGGCGGUUUCCUUACAACCUCGACGACUCAGUCCUCGUAGCCACCGUCCAACAGACGAUGACCAAACAGAGCCUCGACACGGACAAGCCCUUUCGUGUACUGUACAUUGGAGCCGCAGAUUUCCGGAACAUUAUUCUUGACAAGAUCGGUGAUGCCCUGGUGUCAAGUUCAUAUGGCAGCUUUCAAAGCAGUUCCACCGAGUCUUCUAGGUAUCAUGUCGUUCCGACGGCCUUUGGGGCAGGUGCUACGCCUAAUUUUGCAGAACUUCUUCCGAUUCAUGUCCAGCUUAUUGUCGAUGAGUGCAUCGGGGCAACAACUGAGCCUCGAAUGGAUAAACCCAACGCCGUACGUUUGAGUUUCAAGAACCGGCCGCCGUGUAUCUCUUCCUGGACCGGGUCUGAAUACUCUAUCUCCUCCUCUUCCGAAUGGACGUUUCCGGAUGUGGCCAUCUUCUUCAUGUCCAGCAGACAUGAUGCUGGCUCCAUGAGGACCCAGAGCUUGGCCCAUGCGUUCAUGCAAAGACAUGGAAUUCCUACCAUGACUAUCUCUGAGGAGCCACUCUGGAGCGCGGCCGCUGACCCAACUCCACUGAAUCCCCAUAGCCUUCACCUGUCCCUGGAAUCUCAGCAUUCUGUGACUGGAGAUAUGAUGUUACUCAGACGUUAUCCUAUUGAUGUGAAGACGUUUGAGAGUAUCACUCCCAGCCAGCUGAACAGGAACCUGGCGUCGUUGGCUACCCUUUAUCCCAGAAAGACAUCCAAAGCCAUUGAGGAGAAUGAGAAAAUCCCUGAAAGAGGUCUCUUCUUCGAUACAGAGAAGUGCCCAGCUGGUAUAUUCCAACUUGCCAGCUCCACUCGUGCCCACGAGUUAACACCUGCCUUACGCCUUCUUACUCUCACUCUUGUUUCUGCUGUUGCCCUAUCCUUGGGAUACACGGGCCUCAAAGCCAUCCUUCUCCUAGCCUCUCAACUUAUCGCGCAAUUUGCUACAUCCAAUGCCGUAGCCCCCGCUUCGGUGAGUGUCCAUAGCACCGCCGUGGUCCCGGUGGAAGGGCUGAGACAGACUUCACUCUCCUUACGAUCGCCUUCGUUGCGUGCAGAUGGACUAUCAAGCAAUGACCCCAACCAUCACACCAAUGCGGAAGAGCUGACAGGAUUAUCGUUCUUGUCUUUGGAUCAACCAUCAAGUCAGCCAGACCAGUUUGAGAUACAGACUGUUGGCGAUUUUCAUGUUGUUAUCAAACCUCCACAUGGAUUCCCGUCCGGCAAGAAGCGGCCUAGGUUCGAGGUCAGCGUCAGCCGCCGCGGAAAGAUCCUUCCUUACGAGUUAUCUAAACUAUUUGAAGGGGUUUACUCCUUGAAACUAGAUAGGGAAGAUGCACAGGGACUGGUGAACAUCACAGUAUCAAGUCCCAAGCCGCCUCUGAACCAGGUCACGCAAGUGGACUUUGGAACACCCUGGUUGAAGAUUUCGAACUGGAAACGUGCCGCUCAAAUUCUCUCUUCACAACUCGUGAAAGACUUCGGUACGGCCCAGGCAGGCGUUUCAGAAACUUAUGGCCGACUUUGUACCGAUCUCCAGGAGUUGAUGGGGGAUGUUGUGAAGAAAUCACAUUUCAUACGGCAAGAAGCAGAGCUUUUGCGCCGUGAUUCCGCUCAGAUUACGCGGGAGACAAGGGACGCGAUCUUAUCUAGCUCAAAGCAGCUUUCCAAGGUCAUAAAGCAUACUGCUUUGCAGCAGUUCUCGACGGCUUCAUCCAUCCUACAGGGGCAUGUUGAUAGACUCAAUGAGGAGACUAAAGAGAUACUGAGUGACACUUGGAAAAAGAUAGGUGCGUCUGCACGAGCGGUUGAUCUGAAUGAGCUGAUGGAUGGUAUCCGAAAUUCCAAGAAGUCACGGAUCUUGGACAAGGCACAGGGCAGAGCCCGUCACCUAAUGAAGCGUGACAGUUCCCAUGAAUCCAGAUGUUGCUCGGGAAGCCGUCAUGGUCGAAGAUGAUUUUUUUCCCUGCUCUUUCUUAUUCCUUUUGCUUCUCUUUCGGACUGCUCUACGCAAUCUUUUCAUUUUGGGUUGGUUUAUGGAUAUGGAUGGUUAGGGCGACGGUGGGAUAACUACUAUGUAGGUACGGGUAUACGGGAUUAAGGGGAACUACUUUUUAAACACCAGGAUGCAAUAUCAUUGUUUAUUCGAGCAGUCGCUGGUUUCUUUUGAUCUUCUUCUAGUCUUGCUGCGUCUCUCUCUUUCUUUUUAUGGCCCUUUACUUUGGUUCUGCCAGCCAUUACACUCAUUCAUAUCAACACCAUAGCUAGAGGAUUGGUAAAAGCAUAAUGCUGAAAUGAUACUAAACCAGGCUGCUGUAGAUAGAAGGCAUCUGCUGUCUCAUUCACUGCUAUGAAGCGGGGAUGUCCAGCGCCACAGGAGAAAGGCGGUGGGACUAGCGUGGAGGGGGCAAGGGGAUUUUGCCAAACCUACCCACCUGCAAAACAUUCUUCUUCAACCACAGCAAACUGUC